UGACGUCAAACUGUUUCCGGGCUGAGGGUGUUUCCUUUUGUAGCGUGUUUGCUGUCAGGGAAACGGUUUAUUUUUGUUUGUUUGUUUACAGAAGAGAAAGGAGUUAAGCAUCAGAACAGAUGGAGGGGAGUGACUCUGGGUGCCCAGCUGACCCCUCAGAGGUGUCCCAGAGAGACAGCGUGUCUUCAGCCGGGGCGAGGGCUCACAGUGUGCUGAUCUACCUGGUUAAUGACACGGCAGUGCAGGUCACUGUUGAGAGCCUCUCCAGCAUCACGACUCUGGAUUUGGGGCGCAUGGUCCGGGAGGUUCUGCAGCUCCCCGAAACCUCCGCUGAUGUUUUCGCCCUCUGGCUGGUCUCCCCGCUGCUCGAGCUGCAGCUAAAAUCCAGACACCAACCUUAUAAAGUGUGCCGGCAAUGGCAGGACCUGCUGUACCGAUUCACUGAAAGCAGUGAGGAGGAGAUUGCACAUGAUGAACCUUUCCUGCAGUUCAGAAGAAAUGUGUUUUUCCCAAAAGCCAAGGAGCUGCUGAUUGAGGAGGAGGGGGUGCUCCGGCUGCUCUAUGAAGAGGCGAAGGGCAACAUCCUGGAGGGGCGCUACCCCUGUGACCCCCAGGACUGUGAGAGUCUGGGGGCGCUGAGCUGCAGGGUGGAGCUGGGGCGCUGUGAGGGGGAGGAGCACUGUGCGGCCGUCAGCUCGAAGCUGGGCUCUUUCCUGCCCCCCCACCUGUGUCGGAGGGCUGCUGGGGGGCUGCUGUCGGUGCUGCGGGGGGGACGCAGGGUGCGGGAGGGGGAGAGGCUGGUCCAGGCUUACCGCAGCCUCUCUGAGCACAGCGGCUGCAGCGAGGAGGAGCAGAUCAAGAGACACCUGCAGAGCUACCUGAGCCUCUGCCAGAGCCUGCCUUACUACGGCUGUGCCAUGUUCUCGGGGCAGAUUGACAAGCCAGUUCAGGGGCUCCUGCAGAGGGGGGGCAGGAAGAGUGUGUGUGUGGGGAUCAGUCUGGAGGGAGUCUACAUCAUCGACACCAAGGAGAAGCAUGUUCUGCUGGGUCUGUGUUUCUCUCUUCUGCUCUGGGAGCAUGUCCUCACUGAGGAGGGGGGGGACUCUCACAUCCUGUGGCUGGAGUUCGACGGGGAGGAGGCCGGGACUCCCGUAAACAAGCUGCUCAAGAUCUACUCCAAGCAGGCGGAGCUGAUGAGCGGGCUGAUCGAGUUCUGCGUGGAGCUCGGCGCCGCUCAGGGGGACGAGGCCGGCGAUGUCGCCGCUACCCAGAAGCCCCCGGGGGGGGGGAAGGGCUUGGAGAAGCGCGGGAAGCUGAGGAGACAGAACAGCGUCGUGUGCAACCGCUUAGAGAACCUGUCAACGAUCAACUACGUGGACGCAGGUAAAGAGAUCAAGCGGGUGAAGCCGAAGCGUGCCGCCUCCUUCUUCUCACGACAGCCCCCCUCCGGCUCCGCCUCCUACACGUCUGUGCAGGUGACUGACAGCCUGGAGCAGGGCUGAGGGAGAGAGGAGCGCCCCCUGCUGGAGGGAGGACCAAAACACAAACACAUUCAGAAACUGCCAGAGGACCUGAGAACUGGGACCAAAGUGAAUGAAGAAAACUGAACUAUAUACACACAGAGAGACACACACACACCUACACACACACAGAGACAGACUGAGACAGAUACACUCACACAGAGACAGAC
This is a messenger RNA of Polyodon spathula (Mississippi paddlefish), 1690 nucleotides long. It is a transcript of the gene frmd8, whose product is annotated as FERM domain containing 8. Gene Ontology annotation, biological process: negative regulation of canonical Wnt signaling pathway. Lineage: Eukaryota; Metazoa; Chordata; Actinopteri; Acipenseriformes; Polyodontidae. The transcript is spliced from 13 exons. The record is from RefSeq and is a predicted model, not a curated record. Gene Ontology annotation, cellular component: cytoskeleton; plasma membrane. The coding region runs from base 120 to 1502 and encodes 460 amino acids.